CUGGAAAUGAUUUGUCAUUAUUAUUUUUCAGACAGUACUUGAAAGCAAAAGCAGUGCAGAAAGCCAACUGAGAGGAAACCAGAUGUAUGCGUCUUCAAGCAGUGUUAUUGAAAGGAACAUCAGCAGCAUUCAUAGCCCAGUGAGAGCAGGUGGACCAGAAAGCAGCUUAAACCAGAUUAUUGCUGAAUACAACCUGAACACCCGUCAGUUCUUCCAUGAGGAAAAUAUGCUGUCCCAAGGUCAUUACUGCCAAAUCAAUCAGAUCUUGAAGGAGGCUCACUUCUACAGCUUACAGCAGCGAGGACAGCCUCCAACUUGGUGAAGUAGUAGUCCUUUGUUCCAACUUAAAACGUGUUUAUAAAAGCAAUCACAUACACAUGAAAAAGGUCUUGAGGUUUCUGUCUAUAUUUUAAUGACAGGCUUAUGGGCCAUUGUUUAUUUGCAAUUUCGCUGCACUAGUGCAAUUUCAAAAGGGCUUUAAUAAAAUGUUUGUUUUAUUCUUUUCAAGUUUGGUGUCAAAUUCACAUGAAAGUAAUAAUAUGAGGAAUCUUGUGCAAUUGAAUACAUUCUGUCUCCAAGUCAGACAUGUGUCCAAAUCUGUCAGUGAGACUCUUCGUGACAAAUGUCUUUUGAGAGUAUGAUUUUUUUUUAUUUUUUAAAAUUCAGUAGCCCAGUAAAGUAUACGUAGUUUUCAUAAUGAAAAAUUGUGCUCUAUAUGUGU
Marmota monax (woodchuck) is the source of this 721-nucleotide messenger RNA. Its product is annotated as protein FAM104A-like. NCBI's taxonomy places the organism in Eukaryota, Metazoa, Chordata, Mammalia, Rodentia, Sciuridae. The coding region runs from base 83 to 322 and encodes 79 amino acids. The transcript has 2 exons. The record is from RefSeq and is a predicted model, not a curated record.